This is a messenger RNA of Grosmannia clavigera kw1407, 1623 nucleotides long. RefSeq names its product allantoate permease. Bases 1 to 1623 code for a protein of 540 amino acids. Gene Ontology annotation, molecular function: transmembrane transporter activity. Gene Ontology annotation, biological process: transmembrane transport. The transcript has a single exon. Lineage: Eukaryota; Fungi; Ascomycota; Sordariomycetes; Ophiostomatales; Ophiostomataceae. Gene Ontology annotation, cellular component: membrane. The record is from RefSeq and is a predicted model, not a curated record.
AUGUCCAAGAACGACUCGACUGCCCGGGAGCCGGUGCAACUAGAUGCCGUAGUUGGCGACAAGAUAGCGCAGCAGACGACGACAGAUAUGGACAAGCUCGACAUCCGGGAGGUGGAAAACGGCGUAGGCCUAGACGCAGACGACAAAGGCGGGAUGGACCGAAGCAAGGUGGACCGGGAGCUGGCCCAGUACGUGUCGGACGUGCGGGUUCACGUGACGGAGGAGAAGAAUGCGGAGCUGCGACGCAAGAUCGACCGACGGGUGCUGGUGGUGAUGAUAGCGACGUAUUUCCUGCAGGCGAUCGACAAGGGCACCAUGUCGUUUGCGUCGAUCAUGGGCAUUGUGAAGGACGCGCACCUGCGCGGACAGGAGUACAGCUGGCUGACGACGUGCAUCUACAUCACGAUCCUGGUGGUAGAGUACCCGCAGAACUGGAUGCUGGCGCGGGUGCCGAUCGCCAAGUACCUGAGCUUCAGCAUUGUGGCAUGGGGAACGGUGCUGGCAUGCACGGCGGCGUGCCGCAGCUUUGCCAGUCUGGUGAUCGUGCGCUCGCUGCUGGGACUGUUCGAGUCGGCCUGCCAGCCGGCCUUUGUGCUGCUGUCGGGCACGUGGUACCGGCGCGACGAGCAGGCAUCGCGGGUGGCGUACUGGUACAUGAUGAACGGGGCACAACAGGUGGUCGGCGGGCUGCUGGCGUACUGCUUCAGCCGGAUCCCGGCAUCAGGCGCGCUGCGGUCGUGGCAGUGGCUCUUUCUGUCGUACGGGCUCGUGUCCGUCCUGUUCGGGCUCUUUGUCGGUUGGUGGAUGCCGGACAGUCCGAUGCGAGCGCGCUGCUGGUCCGAGGCCGACAAGCGGCUGAUGGUCGAGCGCGUACGCGACAACCAGACCGGCAUCCAGAACCGGGCCUUCAAGGAGGACCAGGCCAUCGAGGCGCUGGGUGACCCGCAGGUCUGGGGCUACGCGCUCGUGGCCUUUUGCACGACGCUGCCGACGUCGGGCCUCGGUGCCUUCCAGGGCAUCAUCAUCCAGGGCUUCGGCUUCUCGACGCUGCAGACCCAGCUGCUGGCCAUGGUGCUGGGCUUCUACAUUGUCGCCGUGCUGCUCGGGUCCGUCUGGCUGGUCCGUCGAACGGGCCAGAAUCUGCUCGUCAUGCUCGCCUUCUGCCUGCCGUCUUUUGUCGGCACCAUCUGCCUGAUGGUCGUGCCGCUGCAGACGACGGCCCAGAAGGCCGGCCUGCUCGUGAGCUACUACGUCACCCUGUCCUUCUGGUCGGCCCAGACGCUCGCCCUGUCGAUGAUCUCGCGCAACAUUGCCGGCCAGACGAAAAAGUCUGUCGCCCUGGCCCUCAACUUCAUCUUCUGGUCGGCCGGCAACGCUGUCGGGCCGCAGGUCUUUCUCAGCUGGAACCGCCCGCGCUACUUCAUCGCCUUUGCCACCCAUCUCGGCUGCUACUCGCUCCUCGUCCUCGUCCUCGUCGGUCUGCGUGUCUACCUCGUACACGAGAAUGACCGGCGCAACCGGCUCGCCGCUGCCGGCCUGCAGGACGCCCACGAUGAGCAGUACACCCACGCCUGGGAGGAUCUCACUGAUCGCCAGAACCGCAACUUCCGCUACGUCUAUUAA